CCCCGAAACUUCGAUAACUUCCAUAACGAUUUUACCAACAUUGCCACCUUACAUUAGCAAACACAAAAACACCAGACCACGCUGUUUUCUUUCACUUCAAUUCUUUCAAAUCCCAAUCCAAAACCAAACACAAGAUGUCAAAUCCCGACGGAAAUUCGUCGCCAAAGAUACAUGUUCAGUCUCCCCCUGUGGCGCCUUCUGCGCCCACUGAGAGCCAACGGACGUCGGCUACCGGCGGCGGUGGAAUAGCCGGAAUCCUGCGGCGGUGGAAGAGGGAGGACUUGAUGAAGAGAGGGUCAUUAGCACUGCGAGGGAUCGCUCUGUUUCUCUCUUUGAUUUCAUUCAUUGUCAUGGCCAGCAAUAAACACGGCGAUUGGAGAGAUUUCGACAAAUAUGAAGAGUACAGGUACUUGCUAGCUAUAGCGAUUUUGUCUAGUUUGUACACUGGAGGCCAAGCGUUCCGUCAAAUUCAUGAACUUUCCACUGCAAAACAAUUGCUUAAGCCAAAAAUGGCAGCUAUCAUUGACUUUUCUGGUGAUCAGAUUGUUGCAUAUCUUUUGAUGUCAUCUGCUUCUUCAGCAGUUCCAUUGACAAAUAGAAUGAGGGAAGGGUCUGACAAUAUAUUUACAGAUGCUUCAGCUGCAGCCAUUAGCAUGUCUAUUUUUGCCUUUUUGUCUCUAGCAGCAUCAGCCCUUAUUUCUGGCUACAAACUAUCAACUCAACCUUAUAUCUGAAGGCGGAACUGUGCAAAACUCUCCCUAUUAUUGUUUCACACUUUCAUACUUCUAUACAAAUCACAUUUUUCUGUAAAGAUGAGAAAGGAACUCAGACCUCACCUCUCUGGCUCUGUUCACAUGUUAAACAGUGAGAUCUGAUAUUGAUUUAAUAUACCAAUACAUGUAAUGUUUAAUCUCUUUUGUAUUGGAGACUGUUUAUUGACCAGUUUGGCCAAAAAAGGAAAAACCAAUGUGGGGAAUGCAUUAUUCUUGCCUGAGUCUGAGACACAGGCAAUAGAAGUCAGAACUGAAGUGCAUUUUGUUUCCAUAGCAAUAAAAGACUUGACUUGCUAAAAUGUUAGAUUUCAACUUUCAAAAUUUGGACACUAGUUUAAUACAAAAUUCUCUGCCGUGAAAAUUUUCUGAACUGCCUCUUCUUUUCUACUUAAAUAAGAAGUUACUAAACAUUUCAUUAUCAUCAAAAUUUGCAUCAAGGACUAUGUUUUGUUUUGAGGGCAAUAAGGACUUUGAAUUGAAUAUUUAUCAAAGUCUGAGAUGGCGUUGUAAAAUAUGGAAAUUCUGGACCUCCUGAUAUUCAUCAGUCAUCACAAAUCAUUUAAUAUAAACAAGAAGUAGAGACUGCAUAGUGGAAAUUGCCAGCACAAGCAUUCUUACAAGAUUAAUUAAAGAAGAUUCUUCCAAGAAAACCUUUUCCCCUAAAAUACAACAAAAGAAUAAUAGAAUUCAUUCGUCAAAUCAUAUGAUAAAGAUCAAAGUUUCUAUUGGGAGAUGAACUUGGUAGACAGGUAGUAUAGCAACAAUUUGCUGUCACUAUGGCUGUAGUUCCACUCACUAAUCUAAAUGAGGUAACCAAGAAAACAAUUGGGAAUUCUUUGUCCAUAUUCUGCUGUGAUGAGUAA
Molecule: messenger RNA, 1636 nt
Organism: Vigna umbellata (rice bean)
Lineage: Eukaryota; Viridiplantae; Streptophyta; Magnoliopsida; Fabales; Fabaceae
Product: CASP-like protein 4B1
Source: RefSeq, a predicted model, not a curated record